AUGAGUGAGGAUGAAUCAAAUUCCGUUUCUUGUUCAUUAAGUUUAGAAAGUGAUGGUUAUAGUGAUGAAGAAUAUGAUACGAAUUUGACUAAUUUAAUAGAGAAUGAAUCUUUAAAUUGGAUAUUUGUAGGAGGCAAAGGAGGUGUAGGAAAAACGACUACAUCUUGUUCAAUAGCUGUUCAGUUAUCAAAAAGAAGAGAAUCUGUAUUAUUAUUAUCAACAGAUCCAGCACAUAAUACAAGUGAUGCUUUUAAUCAGAAAUUUACUAAUCAGCCAACAUUAAUAAAUUCGUUUGAUAAUUUAUAUUGUAUGGAAAUAGAUACAAAUUAUUCAGAAAAUACAGCUUUUAAAUUAAAUAAAAAAGAAAUGUUUGAUAAUAUACUACCAGAAUUAUUACAUAGUUUUCCAGGUAUUGAUGAAGCAUUAUGUUUUGCUGAAUUAAUGCAAUCAAUAAAAAAUAUGAAAUAUUCAGUUAUAGUUUUUGAUACUGCUCCUACUGGACAUACUUUAAGACUUUUAGCAUUUCCAGAUUUAUUAAAAAAAGCUUUAGGAUAUUUAAUAAAUAUUAGAGAAAAAUUAAAAGGAACUUUAAAUGUUCUUAAAAAUUUUACAAAUAAUGAAAUGGAAUUUGAAUCAUUAUAUGAAAAAAUUAAUCAUUUAAAUGCUAUGUCUAGUAGUAUACAAGCUAAUUUUCAAAAUCCAUUAAAAACAACAUUUGUUUGUGUAUGUAUUCCAGAAUUUUUAAGUGUUUAUGAAACUGAAAGAUUAAUACAAGAAUUAACAAAAAAAAAUAUUUCAUGUUAUAAUAUUGUUGUUAAUCAAGUUGUUUUCCCUCUUGAUUCUCCAAAUAUUAAUUUAGAAAAUUGUCAAAAUCUAUUAUCACAAAUACAAAAUCAACAAGUUCAAGCAUAUUUUAAUGAUCUUAUUGUUAAAACAAAAGAAUUAGAAGAUGUAUAUAUCUCAAGAAGAAAAUUACAAUCCAAAUAUCUAACACAAAUUAAAAAUCUAUAUAGUAAUGAUUUUCAUAUUGUAUGUAUGCCACAACUAAAAAAUGAAAUCAGAGGAUUAAGUAAUAUAUCUUCCUUUUCAGAGAUGCUCCUACAAUCGAAAGAUAUACCUAUAUAUAAAGAUAACAUCUAA
Messenger RNA from Plasmodium adleri (nom. inval.), 1140 nucleotides. RefSeq names its product arsenical pump-driving ATPase, putative. Gene Ontology annotation, biological process: post-translational protein targeting to endoplasmic reticulum membrane. The record is from RefSeq and is a predicted model, not a curated record. Bases 1 to 1140 code for a protein of 379 amino acids. Lineage: Eukaryota; Apicomplexa; Aconoidasida; Haemosporida; Plasmodiidae. The transcript has a single exon. Gene Ontology annotation, cellular component: GET complex. Gene Ontology annotation, molecular function: ATP hydrolysis activity; ATP binding.